AUGGGCUUUGGCAAGAACGUCGCCCUGAAUCUUGACAAAUCCAUCGACAGCAACGGUUCCGAUUGUAAAAACGCCGUCUGUCAAUCAGGUGCUAAACAUUUCCGAGUUUCGCUUGGUGGCACAAAUGCGCGGAGGCGCCUACUGGAACCGGCACUCUACAAUCAGGUGUGCUACACAAGCGCAACGCGCAGUGCUCAAAGUCUGCGAAAAGGACAGAAACCACGAAUUGCUUCGAUGACAGUGACUUGA
Molecule: messenger RNA, 249 nt
Organism: Plenodomus lingam JN3
Lineage: Eukaryota; Fungi; Ascomycota; Dothideomycetes; Pleosporales; Leptosphaeriaceae
Source: RefSeq, a predicted model, not a curated record